AUGAGAAGCCUGCCCCCAGCUCUGGUGGCUGAAGUCCGCUAUGCCUUUCAGUCCUGCUCUAGGCAGUAUACUGCCUCCAGAAGGACCCAGUUCAGCACCCUGCAUGCAAGGCUAAAAAAAGAUUCCCAGCACCCCAAGAGCGACAAUGUUCCCAUCCAAGUGGUCCACAGCCAGCUGCAGGCUCAGAAAACGAGCCUCCCUCGACCGUUGAUACCGCCAGCCCCAAGAGCAUCGGAGAGCAAGGAACUGGUCCCCCAGGAAGAGCAGGAAAGGACUCUCGACACAGGCCGCAAGGUCGAGGUACCGUUCAAGGUCAUUCCGAAGGCCGAGAUCGCUCCAAACUUGACCCUGUCUCCCAAAGAACGGCUCCAUAUUGAGCAGUUGACAAGGCGACUACCUCCCCGGCCCGAACCCAAGGUGUACAAGAAGAGAUUACGCAUCUAUACGGCUGGCAACGGGAGGAUAUAUAUGCUCACCUUCCUUCGUUUCACCACGAUAGCCGCCCUGACUUUUGUUACCGUCAUCGUGGCCCCAGCCCACUGGGUUAGUGGGAGUUCAUUGUGGACUGUAGCUGGCAUAUGGCUGGCAGGCUUGACGCCGUUCAUCUUCGUAAACUGGGCGUUGAGACCAAUGGUGACGGAGAUCUUCCUUCGGCUUCCAGCAUCGGCUCAGACAUCCCCCAAAGUAGCCAUGGCUUAUGCCAAAAGCCUACCGGGGGAUGCGACACUGGACCUCAGGUUCAUGCGAUCAUUCACUAUCACGGAUGUAGUGACAUUGAGGAUCGCCAACACGAGACCGAUGAGAAGCCUCUUUCGGCCCGUUAGCUUUGAAUGGGUUGGACCGAUGGUGGAACGCGGUGGGUUCCUAAGACCGAACCCGACUCAGUUCUAUGUACGGCCUGAAUCGGCGAGUGGAAGAGCAGCAAGGGAUGUCACUCCGGGGAUCUGGAGCAAAGUGUACGAGAGACUUACUGGGGUCGAAAGCAACGCAGUGUCCAAAUGGCGGCGAUGA
Fonsecaea erecta is the source of this 1011-nucleotide messenger RNA. RefSeq lists its product as hypothetical. The record is from RefSeq and is a predicted model, not a curated record. The transcript is spliced from 3 exons. Lineage: Eukaryota; Fungi; Ascomycota; Eurotiomycetes; Chaetothyriales; Herpotrichiellaceae. The coding region runs from base 1 to 1011 and encodes 336 amino acids.